Molecule: messenger RNA, 2716 nt
Organism: Cyprinodon tularosa
Lineage: Eukaryota; Metazoa; Chordata; Actinopteri; Cyprinodontiformes; Cyprinodontidae
Gene: pax5
Product: paired box 5
Exons: 11
Coding region: 1080-2354 (424 amino acids)
Biological process (GO): regulation of transcription by RNA polymerase II; anatomical structure development
Molecular function (GO): DNA-binding transcription factor activity, RNA polymerase II-specific; RNA polymerase II cis-regulatory region sequence-specific DNA binding
Source: RefSeq, a predicted model, not a curated record
CUGGGAGAGCGGGCGCUGUCCGCUAGAGAGCAGGUCCUGAAACGCUCUGUGCGCCGCCGCCGGAUGCUGCGCGCAGGCAGGCUGGUCAUUUUGUGGUUAUAAAAAAAGCUGGUUUAUGUGAUUUCUGUCUCCUAGACAGGAGCUCGGAGCCAAAAUAGCUUCAGAAAUUUGACUUGAAGAGAUUUGCCUCCGAAACUCACUCAGUUGACGGGAGCGUGUGUGCAGCGAGUCCUGGUCCACUCCGGAGGUGACUGAGAAGAAACCUCUGAAGUCUAAAGAUUUUACCUGAACCUCAAAGUGCAUUAUUUUUCUUCUGGUUUUUGAGUGAUUUUACUUAUUUAUUUUCAACACUGUAUUUUUUUAUUUUGGCAUGUGACAUUUUUUUGUUGUUGUUGUUGGAUAUGACGCCGCUUGAUGUGACCGCUUGUCCGCACUCAGAUGCUGAACUGAAGGGGGAUGCUCAUGCGAGAAGCGCUGCCAAGGACGAAUUAUAAAAAAAAAGGAAAUGUGCAAAGAUGAACCAGGACACAUUGGAUCUUUAACGAAUAUUUCUGCCUCUUGCGCCUAUUUUUUUCAUUACUUUAUGUCAAACUGAGAGAAGAGUUUUUCCUCCAUUGGUAAAAGUCCAAGGGGGUCACGGUCAACGGACCGAGAAGAGAAAAAGAGCUGAGCAGUCAUAUUUUAUACUAUAUUUUCCUUUUUUUUGGAUUAAUAAUUACAACAACAACAAAAAAACUUUGAAUUUUCUGUCGUCCUGGGACUGGCGCAACUUGACGCGCAGGAGAAGGAAGGAACCCAUACCUUAUUCUGUUUAGGGGACACAACACUAACCCGUUGUCGUGAUUCCAUUUGUUCCUUCCUCUUUAAUUCUUUUUAUAUUUCAUCAGCUCAUUGAAAUUUGAUUUUUUUUUUUUUAACAAGGAAAAACAUUUUUGAAGGAAAGUCUCGUUUACUCUUUGGAGAUCCCAUCUUUUACUAGAGCCCGUAAAGUGGAAGACCAAAGCGGGUGUUAUUUUUAAGAACCUCUAUUUGCUUAAAGCGACCCCCCAACGCCCCAGGACCCCCCCCUCUCAGUACCGAUGGAGAUUCAUUGUAAGCACGACCCGUUCGCGGCGAUGCACAGACAUGGUGGGGUGAACCAGCUCGGAGGCGUGUUUGUAAAUGGCAGACCCCUUCCAGAUGUGGUACGACAACGAAUAGUAGAGCUUGCCCAUCAAGGGGUUCGACCCUGUGACAUCUCAAGGCAGCUGCGGGUCAGCCAUGGAUGCGUCAGCAAGAUAUUGGGCAGGUACUAUGAAACAGGCAGCAUCCGCCCUGGGGUAAUCGGGGGAUCCAAACCAAAGGUUGCUACACCCAAAGUGGUCGACAAGAUCGCCGAUUACAAACGCCAAAAUCCCACCAUGUUUGCCUGGGAGAUUCGGGACAGGCUCCUGGCUGAGAGAGUUUGUGACAAUGACAGUGUCCCCAGUGUCAGCUCCAUCAACAGGAUCAUACGGACUAAGGUUCAGCAGCAACCUGGUCAAACGGGCUCGGUGUCGGCUCACAGCUUAGCGACGUCCGUAGCUUCUACACAGGUUUCAGCGGUCACUAGCGACUCUGCUGGCUCAUCGUACUCAAUCAGCGGCAUAUUGGGAAUCAGCUCUGCUGCCGACGUGGGCAAGAGGAAGAGAGAUGAGGUUUUGCAGGAGUCACCACUGGCUAAUGGGCAUGGUCACAGUGGGCGGGACUUCCUCAGGAAGCAGAUGAGAGGGGAAUUGUUCUCGCCACAGCAGAUCGAGGUAUUGGACCGCCUCUUUGACAGACAACCAACCUGUCCAAUCCAAACCACCACUGAACUCUAUCUGAGCCCUGACGCUGGCAAGACAUCGGACUACUCAGCAAUGGCUUCUUUAGCAGGCGGGUUGGACGAGAUGAAGAACAGUUUGGCCAAUCCUGGCACAGGGACAGAACUAGGAUCCAACGUAUCCGGACCACAGUCUUACCCUCUUGUUCCAGGUCGAGAUUUAGCCAGCACAACUCUGCCAGGCUACCCUCCUCAUGUCCCCCCAACUGGGCAGGGCAGCUACUCUACUCCCUCUCUCACUGGCAUGGUACCAGGAGGAGAUUUUUCUGGGAGUCCCUAUUCCCACCCACAGUAUUCCACGUACAAUGAAUCAUGGAGAUUUCCAAACCCUAGCCUAUUAGUGUUUCAGCAGGAUUAUGGUUCUCUCCUGGGGACGGAGAUCGGCUGCUCGUCCAGUCUCUUCACCAGUCAGGCAGGACAGAUGCAAGGGUCACCAUAUUAUUAUAGUGCAACGUCACGGGGGGCAGGCCCUGCUGCCACUGCAACAGCCUCUGCCUACGAUCGCCACUGACCCUUCCAGAGAGAAGAGAGGGCUGAAGAGCAGGAAGACAAAGGAGGAUCAGAUGGAUAGCACCAGCACCGCUCAGUAAAAACCUGCCCGUAUGAGGAAGGACUGAAACAAGUUUUACAGAUCUUUUGACGUCAGACAAGUCAGCUUUUUAUUUGAUUCCACACCUACAAACACACAUUCUGGCUAAAAAACAAUACUGCCUGGUUGGACAAUAUUGUACAAAGAUAGAAAUAAUUUUAUUUAAUGUAACAUUUUUGAAAUUCAGACCCUCCUACAUUACGUUUAGUCUUUAUCUUUUUUUUUUCAUAAAACUCAAGAAGUAAAGCUAGUUGUUUUACUGAGAGACUGCUAUAUAUAUAUAU